AAAAUAAAAAAUGAAUCACUUUCUUUAAUAAUAUAGAUUCAACUAUAAUUAUUAGAACUAGUAUCACUUUAUAAGAGUAUUUUUAGAGUGAAAAUAAAAUUAGCGUUGUUCCUAUAAGAAAAGGUCGGCCGGCACUCCAUCCCACUCCAACAAUGCUUUGUGUGAGAGCCGCAGCCCGCACCAACGCCUUUGCCCUCCACUCCCCGCCGCCGCCACUCCGCCGCAACCUCCGCUCCCCUUUCUCCGUCAGAAUGUCUUCCUCCGCCCCCAACCAAAUCAUCGAACACGUCGUGCUACUGAAAGCGAAGCCCUCCGCCGACCCCUCCGCCGUCAACGACAUGGUCCGCAACCUCAACGGCCUCGCAACCCUCGAUUCUGUCCUCCACAUCUCCGCCGGCCCCGUCACUCGCUGCCGCUCUGCCUCCCUCACCUUCACCCACCUGCUCCACGCCCGCUACCGAUCCAAAUCUGACCUCGCCUCCUACACCGUCGACCCCACCCACGUCAAUGUCGUCGUCAAUUACGUCAAGCCCGUCGUGGACGACGUCAUCGCCGUCGAUUGGGUGGCCGAAGACUUCUCCGGCCCGGUGGUGGUCCCUCCGGGGGCGGCGCUGCGGCUGACGGUGAUGAAGCUGAAGGAGGAGGCCGGGGAGAGCGGGAAGAGCGAGGUUUUGGGGAUAGUGAGAGGGAUUCAGGAGAAAUUCGAUUCGAUUAAGCAGCUGACGGCGGGGGAGAACUUCUCGCCGGAGAGGAGCAAUGGAUUCUCGAUCGCGUCAGUUGCGGUGGUGAAGGGGGCCGAGGAGCUGGAAGCGUUGGCUGCAGAAUCGGAGCUGGUGAAUGAGCAGAAGAAUAAGGCGAGGGAGUUCCUCGACGGUGUGAUUGUGCUCGAUUUCACGGUGCCGGCUCCCGUCCCGGCGGCCGCUCCCAGUCUCUAAGCUUCACUCAUCUUUUCUUGCUCUACCAGUUGGGAUAUGUUGUCAAGCUUUGUUUGUAGGUUCAUUUUGUACCAAACAAUGGUUGCCUUAUUGUGUUGCUUCAUCUAAAUAAGUGAACAAUAAUAAUUGUGGUAUUCACUCAAA
This is a messenger RNA of Salvia miltiorrhiza (redroot sage), 1079 nucleotides long. RefSeq names its product stress-response A/B barrel domain-containing protein UP3-like. The transcript has a single exon. NCBI's taxonomy places the organism in Eukaryota, Viridiplantae, Streptophyta, Magnoliopsida, Lamiales, Lamiaceae. The coding region runs from base 153 to 935 and encodes 260 amino acids. The record is from RefSeq and is a predicted model, not a curated record.